Molecule: messenger RNA, 704 nt
Organism: Baudoinia panamericana UAMH 10762
Lineage: Eukaryota; Fungi; Ascomycota; Dothideomycetes; Mycosphaerellales; Teratosphaeriaceae
Exons: 1
Source: RefSeq, a predicted model, not a curated record
GACCAGUCCAGUCAAGUUGGUACACCUCUCCUCACGUUCCAUCCGGUCUUGCCGAAAGCUAUCUAGUGGUCAAUCUGUGGCAAUCUGUGUAUCUCGAGCAGGUACGAAACGAGGGUUAAGCGAGCCACGCCAUUGGCGAAGUAAUUGUCCGAAAGUGCAUACGCUGAUGUGCAUGCCAUGCAGCUGAGGUCGAACUCCGACUGGAUGCUUCUGCAGAUACUUUCCGGAAUGCGCGGUCAAACUGCAUGAUCGUUCCCUGUCCGUUCAACUGACUGUCGCAACAUCAACGUUCUACGGAGGAUUAGUCCGUACAGAGUGUCAGGUUUUGUGGACUCCACAGUACAUUGAACUACAUGCGUGCUUGUGAGGCGGCAUACAGGGUCGAGAAAGCGUUUAGUCUUCUGAAGGAUUGCUCAUGGCUAGGGCACGUCAUUGCCAUGACUUUUGCACAAGACAAGCAAGGUUGGGCGGAGGGAGGGACAUCGUCGGAGAGAUUCACACAGCUAGACUGGUGCCGCGCAAUGUUUUAUCUGUCUUGUGAAAAUCUGCCAGGCUCAUGUUGCUGUGCUGGAAGCUCGAUGCUAUCCGUGGUAUGGCAACUACGCGAGCAUUGUUGGGCAGCAGCUUGUGAGUAGUGUGUCGGUAGGUUCCAGGAUUGGCAUCUGCCAAUCGUCACAGGUCAGGUUACACGAGAUAAGCGAGUG